ACAGCUUCUACUAACACACAUAUUCUCACCUCAGAAUUGGCUGUUAAUUGAUCAAUCUUCCUCCUCCUUUCUGUGUUCUUUCUAUUUUCAGAGAUCAUGGGAGUAGUCAGUUAUGACCUGGAGGUUGCCUCCCCCGUCCCUGCAACUAGGCUGUUCAAGGCUUUCGUCCUUGACAAUGACAAUCUCAUCCAAAAGGUAAUUCCCCAGGCCAUCAGCAACGUUGAAGUCCUGGAAGGAGAUGGAGGGCCUGGAACUAUCAGAAAAGUUAGUUUCGGGGAAGGUAGCCAAUUCAAGUAUGUGAAGCACAGGAUUGAAGAAAUUGACAAGGAAAACUUCAUAUACAGAUAUACUGUGAUUGAAGGCGAUGCCUUGAUGAAUGUGCUUGAGAAAAUCUCUAACGAGAUCAAGUUUGAGGCAUCGGCAGAUGGAGGAUCGAUUUGCAAGAACAAGAGCACCUACUUUACUAUUGGAGACUUCGAGCUCAAGCAAGAGCAGAUUAAGGCUGGCAAAGAGAAGUCCUUGGAAAUUUUCAAAGCUGUUGAAGCCUACCUGUUGGAAAAUCCUGAUACCUAUAAUUAGAAUCUAGAAUAGUCCCUUGUGCCUGUUGGAGCUGUGGGUUUGAUGUUUUUGGUUUUCUCAUCCUUGCGGGAAACUACCUUUUCACCAACUCAUAAUAAUUUUCAGUUGUAAGAGUCAGUUCACUUUUUUUCUUUUUUUUUAAAUUUUAUCGUAGCAGUUCAGUUGUGUGUUGUUAUUUUCGUUGGAAACGAGUCAGUUGAACCUGAUUUUGAAUAAAUAUACCAGAAUUAUCAUUUUAUCA
This is a messenger RNA of Manihot esculenta (cassava), 820 nucleotides long. Its product is annotated as major allergen Pru ar 1. The coding region runs from base 97 to 579 and encodes 160 amino acids. The record is from RefSeq and is a predicted model, not a curated record. Gene Ontology annotation, biological process: abscisic acid-activated signaling pathway; defense response. The transcript has 2 exons. Gene Ontology annotation, molecular function: signaling receptor activity; abscisic acid binding; protein phosphatase inhibitor activity. Lineage: Eukaryota; Viridiplantae; Streptophyta; Magnoliopsida; Malpighiales; Euphorbiaceae. Gene Ontology annotation, cellular component: cytoplasm; nucleus.